Messenger RNA from Diaporthe amygdali, 3084 nucleotides. RefSeq lists its product as uncharacterized. Gene Ontology annotation, biological process: proteolysis. NCBI's taxonomy places the organism in Eukaryota, Fungi, Ascomycota, Sordariomycetes, Diaporthales, Diaporthaceae. The record is from RefSeq and is a predicted model, not a curated record. Bases 1 to 3084 code for a protein of 1027 amino acids. Gene Ontology annotation, molecular function: protein binding; serine-type endopeptidase activity. The transcript is spliced from 7 exons.
AUGGACUCGCAAGCUGAGAGCCUCGCGACCCUGACGCGGCAAUUGACCGGCGGUAUCAGCGCUGAAUUGGAGAUUGCUGAUCUAGAUGACUACACGAAUACCCCUUUUGACGAUCAAACAGGACAAAUUGACCAUGUGCUAUCGGGAUUUGACUCAGACAUUGAAAUCGCAAAAGAAAGAAACGCUCAGAAAGACCUCAAGAUAAACGAGUUAAGGGAGAAGAAACUAAGAGAAGUUCAGCAGACUAUGCACAGUGAUGAGAAGUUGAGCAUAGAAGGUAUAAAACCUUUGACAAAGUCGGAGGAGAACAAGAUCCUGGCCGACUGUUGGCAAACCUUUGGGCGGGAGCGACAGAGCAAUUGGCAUUGCCUGACCAAGGAAGGAAGAAACUUCCUGCAUCAUCUCGCAUAUCAGCCAUGGGUCCGCGACAGCAGGCCCUGUCCAGCAUGGGUUGUGACGGCUGCGGUAUCAGAACGACCAGAUUUAAUGGAUGCCACUGAUCUCAAGGGCCGCACACCGUUGACAGCGGCAAUUGCCGAGAACAACGUACGGUUCUGUCUGGCAGUCUUCACACAGAAAACGGGAAAACUUGAGGAGUUGGGAAAGUACUUACGAAGAGAGUGCACCGUACGGGAAUCGUCUAAUAUCAGCGACUCCGAGCUCACAUGUUUGCACGCCGCUUUGACGCCGCGUCAUUUCUCCAAUCAAAAUGGAUCGCACCGAGCGAAGAUUCUACUGAAUCUUAUCAGUAUGGCCCCACGAGAAAUGUUCACCGUUACAGACUCUCAUGGACGCACGCCUCUCCACUUGGCCCUAGACUUUGAUUGUUCUAGCUUACCCUCCCAAGUGAAUAUCGUCAAGAUGCUGUUACAACGUGGACCAGAAGCCUUGAGUAUUGCAAAGAAGCUUGACUCAGGUAGGAGGAUUUCUGUCUAUCAGUAUCACGAAGAGUCAAGAAAGAAAGCCGAGUACAGGUACAAGGAAAGGCAGAAUGAGUUGAAGGAGCAGGAAGACAAGCAAAAUGAGGAACGGUUUCGGGCACCGCAGCAAAGAUCCAACACCCAAGGGAACUCUCAAAUCAGCGUGCCUGGAAAGGAACCGGAAAUGCCGAAGACUCGCGAGACUGACAUUUCCGGCGGCUCCAAGAAAGCAGAUACGUUACCCGACCGCUCCACGAGGCCACCGCGAGCACCGGACCUAAACAAGCCUCUCGCGAAUGUCUCGUCAAGGCGAGACUCUGGCUCAAAAUUUGAGACGUAUUCAUUACCAGAGGCUCUACCAAAAACAACAAAUGAAAUCCCAGCCUAUGCCAAAAGACGAGAAUCGGAGGAAAAAGAGCACCGCGAACGACAGGCUGCUUCGGAUGAGAUCCUCCACCAUCUUAGACUACUAUGCCUCAGAACACAAGAUCCGGAUAAAGCCUCCCAAUUUCUUAGAAAGCUUGAAGGAAACGAUGACAAAGUAUUGUGGUUUGACUUCGGCCCAAGAAAGAAAAUGUCCGAACCAGAAUUCAAAAAAGUGUUCGACCACCUCGGGUUUGAGUCCGUCCUUCAAUACGUAGCAUUUCCUCAGAUUGAUGUGAAAACAAUCGAGGAGAGCGGGCACACGGAAGGUCGAACUGAGUGGAUCCCUGAUCCAGUAGUCAUUUUCUUCGACUGGCUUAGGCACAAGAAACGAGGGGUUAAGAAGAUAAUUAGAGUCAUAGUAGAUGACUUUGAGGACCACGAAGCCUCGCAUAAUUCUCACAGUGAUGAAGGUAUAGAACAAGCACUCGACGGCUUUGGCACGCAGUUGAGCAAGAGAACAGAAGAAAAUUUGCACAGUUUUAAGCAACGACUCGAGAAGUCAUGGUCUCAAGCUUUGCCAGCUGGGAUGCAUCGACUGCCAAUCAUUGAGAUUGAUGCGAGCCUCCCGGCCCAUCUGGGACAUACCUUAGCUCAUCGGAGAGGACUUCAGCGCGGGGACGUACACCCCUCUCCGUUCAGCAGCCAUAACAUCAACCCUCACAGGUGGAUGGAGUGCAUGAAGAGGUUCAGCGAGGAGUUCCGGCAGAUUGUUGGGAAGUUGAGAAACAUGAAAAGACCUGUUGAUUCAAUUAUCCCAGGCCCUGUGGUUGUCGCGCUGAUCGAUGAUGGUACCGAUAAAGACCAUAGCGACCUCAGCUUUAACAGGCCCUUUAGGGGCACAAGCUUCGAACAGUACCAACAGGGAUCUCGAUACCGAGGUGUCUCGCCGUGGUGGCAUUCUUCAAGUGGCCACGGUACACUUAUGGCCCGUCUUAUUGCUGGGAUCUGCCCAAGCGCUGUCAUUCACAUCAUCAAACUCCGAACGUUUGCGGCACAGGAUUCCGAAAAGCUCCAAAUCGACACGAAGAGUGCCAUUGAAGCCAUUAAGUAUGCGACAGAGUUGGGUGCGCAAAUCAUCUCCAUGUCGUGGACGGUCAAGCCGCCUGAGGAGGACGACACCAGCUUCAGAAACGCUCUCCACUCAGCCCUCACUGACCCCCAGGGGAUCUCUAUGUUCUGUGCAGCAUCGGAUCAGGGCAAGUUUGCCGACCGCACGUUCCCGCAUGCAGGGAACCAGGGCAGCUUCCGCAUCGGCGGGGCCACGGCGACGGGCAAGACGCUGGACACGGUGGGCGACAAGGACAAACUGGACUUUGUGUUCCCAGGCCACGAGGUAGUGAUCGACCACUGGUACGAGGAUGUGGACCGCAAAACGUUAGAUGAGUUCGACGCGCACUCGGGCUCGUCCGUGGCCACGGCGCUGGCGGCGGGGCUCGCGGCCCUCAUCAUCGAAUGCGUGCGGCUGGGUGUCGUGCACACCAACGAAAACCCCGAGAAGCAGAAUGAUCCUGACAUCGCUGUCACGGCCAAUGACCUGGCGCAGAUUCGGAAACCACAGGCACUAAAGCAGGCGAUGCUGUCCAUUGGCACUGACAUGAACACGGGCCAUAAGUACCUAGAGGUGUGGCGGCUAUUCGAGGCGAAGACUACAAGACUAAACGAACACAGACGGAAUGCGGACUUUUUGGGCCAAAUGGAGACAAUUGCUGGCCUGGCGAGACACUUUCUGAAGAGAUGA